UGAAUGUAUUUGAAUGAAUGAGACAGGAUGAGCCACAGUCGUAGCAGCUAGCUAAAGAUAUGUUGGUUGUAGUUCACACAGAUCAUAGAUGACUCAGGUAAGCCAUCAGCAGUGGGGCGAGGUGCCUGGCCAGGGCACUGUGGACCUAUGGGUGUUGCAGUCCUCCCAGGUGCGGGUGGAGGUUCUCACCCUGGGUGCCAUCAUCAGGUCCGUGUACAGCAGGGGGAAGGAUGGUCAGAUGGAAGACGUGGUCCUGGGCUUUGAUGACCUGGAUGGUUAUCUGUCAGACAAGCGUUACCUGGGAGCUUUGGUGGGCCGUGUGGCGAACAGGAUCGCAAAGGGGCGGUUUGUAGUGGAGGGAAAAGAGUUCCAACUAGAUGUCAAUAAUGGACCUAAUGCACUACAUGGAGGCCUGCGGGGCUUCAAUAAGGCUAUCUGGCUUGCGACAGCAGUGGAAGGUGGUGUACAGCUGAGUCUUACAAGUCCAGAUGGAGACCAAGGUUAUCCUGGAGAAGUUCAGGUCUCUGUCUCCUACACCCUACAGGGGGAAACGCUAACUGCUGAAUAUCAAGCCCGGUCUCUCAAAACCACCCCCAUCAACCUCACAAACCACUCCUACUUCAACCUGGCUGGACAGGGUGCAGCAGAUAUCUACGACCAUGAAGUGUCCAUCAGUGCUCAGUCCUACUUGCCUGUGGAUGACACAUCCAUUCCUACAGGAGAGAUCAGAGGAGUGGAAGGCACACCCUUUGACCUCAGAAAGCCUGUUCUGAUUGGCCCUCGGCUAAAGGAACUUCCAAGUCCAGGCUUUGACCACAACUUCUGUCUGUCAACAUCUGGAGACCCCUGGAAGGAGAGGCAUGCUGCCAGAGUGUGUCAUCCAGCCAGUGGGCGUGUCCUGGAGGUUUCUACCAGCCAGCCAGGAGUCCAGUUCUACACCGCAAACUUCCUGGAUGGCUCUAUGACAGGAAAGGGUGGGGCUAGGUACGGGAAGCACAGCUCCUUCUGUCUGGAGACACAGAACUGGCCUGAUGCUGUCAACCAGGCUGCAUUUCCUGACUGUCUUCUGCGUCCUGGUGAGGACUACCAACACGUGACUCGGUUCACCUUCACCACUGUCUGAUCUGACCUCUAGCAACUAAAAAGACCAAAAGUGGGCACUCGUAAGCAGUAGGCGAUAUGAUGCGGGAGGCCUUCUCCUUGUUAGAAAAAUGACCAAAAUGUGUCCCCUUUGUUAACCUGCCAUUCCUUUCCAUGCACUCUGAGGUCACUAAUAGGAGGACUGUAGUCAGAUGCCAUCCUAUCCUGACCUGGACCUAUAACUAAUAAAUGAAUGAGAAAUUAUUAUUAUUUUUUAAUGGAGUAUUAAUUUAGAUGUCAGUUAAGUAUUUUAUCACAGCUAUUUUACUUCAUGUGCACACAGGUGUUCUCUGGUACUUAAUCGAAUAACGCUACACCUCUGACUAGCACACCGCUGACAGGCCAUUUACAUGCAUUGUAAAUCAUCUCAAGUGACACCACUUAGCCAAUCAAAUCUGUGCAUUUAGUAGCUCGUGCCAGUGAGUGAGACGGAAAUAAGAGGGCAGCAAUUUCACAUGUCGUGCUCUAAAAAGAGAAAACAGCUUUCAGUCGAGAGUGGACGGGUCUUACAUGUUCAUCAUUCUCACAAACUGUUCAAAAUCAGUAUGUCUCAUGUGGACAAUAAAAUGGAGAUUAAUUAAAAGCAGCAAUGUGAAGUGCAAUUACUAGACAAACCACAGAGUACCAGAGUGGGGCAGGGUUAAAAAUUAACAAAUGGCCUACUGCUUUUAAGUCCAUUAAUGAUUUUUACAGUUUUUACAGUAUACUCAGAACCGAAUGGACUGCUUGACCGUUCGGUUCGCCCGUCAGUAGGAGUGUAAUUCCUGACUGUGCAACUGUGUAAUUUGCUGCAGAAUUUUUUUAACGUGAAGAACUUCACCACACUGGUGCUAUGAUUUUUCUUACAGACUAAAUACUUACAGUCUGUGCAUGUCCAGUGUAGAACAGUGACAUGAAGCUCAUGUGACUAAAUGCUAUUAAUUAUAAUGUGAUUUAUGAUCCUGUGCCAAUGAAUUCUUACAUCAAACAAAAAAGGAAUAAAGAGCUGAAUCAUUCAA
Scatophagus argus is the source of this 2138-nucleotide messenger RNA. RefSeq names its product galactose mutarotase (gene galm). Gene Ontology annotation, biological process: glucose metabolic process; beta-D-galactose catabolic process via UDP-galactose, Leloir pathway. Lineage: Eukaryota; Metazoa; Chordata; Actinopteri; Scatophagidae. The record is from RefSeq and is a predicted model, not a curated record. The transcript is spliced from 9 exons. Gene Ontology annotation, molecular function: carbohydrate binding; aldose 1-epimerase activity. Bases 89 to 1123 code for a protein of 344 amino acids.